ACCGUGCCAAUAUCUAGCAUCACCAGUCUGUUAUUUAAAUAGGCUUAAUCGCCAAGUUGUUUCAAUUAACUAUACUUUAACAUAACGCAGAUCACUGUAUAGGGGUUAUUUCAAUUACUAUUGGUCAUUAUGAAGUGCAUUUGGUUUGUGUUGCUUGUAGAGGUUAUGAGCGUGGUUGAUUCACAUCGACCGCUGACCAACAGGGGAAGUUUUGAUCUAUAUUUGGCUUCCAAUAAUGCUAAAACAAUGGCAGAGAUUCCCUACAGAAUGUGCAUGCCCAAAGCUCCUGAUUACGUUCACGCAACAGCAAGACCGAGCAACCCAUCUUUGCCCCACAAGUUCAAUGUGGCCAUCCUUGAAAUUAAGAAACUCAGCUUUAUAGUUGAAAUAGAACGAGUUGACCAAGCUACAGGGUGGGACAGGAUCCUGGCAACUGUGGAUUGGUCCUCGUAUAUAGGUAAUGGAACGGUUUAUCGGAAUCUGAUCCUUUGGUUUCCUGAUGGUGCAGAUAGAAGACGAAUGAACCGUAACACAGCAUCGGAGUCCUGCAUUGACAAUGGCGGUCGAUUGGUGGAUAUUGUGGAUAAAGCGAUGUACGACGUGGUUUACAAUUACUGUCGACAAACCAUUGUAUUCGGAUCCGAUGAAUAUGUUCGUAUUUGGCUCGGUUCAAGUUACAACCCAGCGACUGAUACAGUGACACAGAGCAACGGGAAACCUGGUUAUCAUGGAGAUUGGUGGCCUGGUGCCCCGUUUACAAUAAGUGGCUACGAGGGGUACACUGGAUUGGAGCUUGAGAUCCGACCACCAAGUUACACCGGCACCAACCACGGAAUAUUUAAUUUUUACCCGACAUCAGAUAUUUCCGUUGUACAAUUAUGUUCAACUAACCUAAUGUAACUUAGUUAGCAUAAGCUGGAUGGUGAAUGAAUUAAUAUUUAAAUGGAUGAAAGUACAUUUAUAUACAAGGGUCGAAUUAUUGCUACCGGACAUACUAUUAUGGACUUUACUUUGCAGUCUACUGCGCAGCAUUGUUGAUUAUUAGUUUUAAAAAUAUUUCUUGUGCCUUGCUUAUUUUGGUUGUAAAUUCAAUGCUAAUAUUGUAAUGUAGUAUAAAGGGUGGGAAAGGCGGAACACCUUCAGCACAAUUUUUCAUGUUUUACACAUUUAACACCAGUUAAUGGUAGUCGUGAGGUUACGGUUUUAUAAUUGUUUGAAUGUUAUUUGUUUACUAUAUACUUAAUUGGUAAAAAAUAGAAUGAAAAGAUGUCCCGUCUUCCUCCACCCUACUAUACCUGUUUUACGUCAUAUUUCUCUGCAUAUUAUCAACUCUUGUAGACACAGCCCACGUGACCAUAGUCAAGAGUGUUUUCCAACUAAAUAAUUGUUAAAUAUUUAAUCCCACGACGGCUUCUACCCUUUACCCACGAGGCCCAAACAAGCUUUUGCCGGGAAGUUUAUCUUUCGUGAUUUUAUUAAUUUCUGUUGUGUAGUUCGCAACAUUGUAUUAAACGGAAAAUAAUC
This is a messenger RNA of Ciona intestinalis (vase tunicate), 1524 nucleotides long. NCBI's taxonomy places the organism in Eukaryota, Metazoa, Chordata, Ascidiacea, Phlebobranchia, Cionidae. The record is from RefSeq and is a predicted model, not a curated record.